AUGUCAGCCCUACGAUCUUCAAGACUCCAGUCCGCCUUGCGGCAGCGCAUCCCUGGACCCGUCCAGUACGCGCCCCGGCGAACAUAUGCAGCCCACGAGCCCCCACGGGACACCCGGACAUAUCACGGCGGGGACCAGCCUCCCCCGGCCGGGUCGGCCGAACAAAAAGUCCCCACCCGUCCGGACGAGGUCAAGAACCGAGGCACAGUCUACGCAAUCACCGGCGUGGCCAUCACCCUCGGGGCCUUCUUCACAUUCCUCAUCGGCUCCCCGGACCGCGCAGCCACCCUCGCAGACUCCUCAACCCGCUCCGGCGGAGGACCCCUCCUAUCAGGCCCUCUGAGCGGAAAGGAAGGUGCCGAGAAAGACCUCGAGGCCACCACGGGCCGCCAUCCUAACCAUGGAGGACGCGGCUCGCCGGCCUGA
Colletotrichum gloeosporioides is the source of this 426-nucleotide messenger RNA. RefSeq lists its product as uncharacterized. Lineage: Eukaryota; Fungi; Ascomycota; Sordariomycetes; Glomerellales; Glomerellaceae. The transcript is spliced from 2 exons. Bases 1 to 426 code for a protein of 141 amino acids. The record is from RefSeq and is a predicted model, not a curated record.